This is a messenger RNA of Saccostrea cuccullata (small rock oyster), 851 nucleotides long. RefSeq lists its product as uncharacterized. The transcript is spliced from 4 exons. Lineage: Eukaryota; Metazoa; Mollusca; Bivalvia; Ostreida; Ostreidae. The record is from RefSeq and is a predicted model, not a curated record. Bases 57 to 851 code for a protein of 264 amino acids.
CACAGUUUUUACUUUUUCGAAUUUUGAAAAUCUUAAUCUCUCUUGAAUAUGUACGGAUGGAUUGUUCUGGGACUGAUGGUUUUGUUUGCUGUGACGGAUAUUUUUGGGAUGAAAGUCUUCAAGCCUGCACAGAGUGCACACCAGGGUUCGUUGGCAUUGGAUGCAGUAUCGCUUGUCCAUUUCCUCUGUUUGGAGCCAAAUGUAUAAAAACAUGUUUUUGUCCUCCAGAAGACUGCAAUGUCUCGAUUGGGUGUCCUAGCACAAAUCAAUAUUCAACCUUUUGGACAACUCGUUUAUUCGAAAAGACAACGAGUAAAAUUGGUACAGAAGAUACGCACAGAACAACAAGUUUAAUAUUGCAAUAUAGUACCUCUUCUACCACUGUAAACCAACGCCUGGGAGAGUCAAACCAAAAUAUUACAAAUAGCCCUAUUUUCUGGGGACUUUUUAUAUGCAAUGGUACAAUAUUGCUUUUGGUGGCCACUUAUAUAUUUUAUCGAUUAAGAAAGACAUGUACAUCGAAAACAAUUCAGUCAAAAAAUGCAGACCUGGUUAGCACAGUACAUAUAAGCUCUGCUAUUUCAAACCGAGAGAGCAGCUACGUGGCCACAGAAGAAAGUAACUUGGUUUCACAUUAUAAUCAAAUCUAUAAUGAAAUCGAAAAAUCAAGCUCAGAGGAGGAAUCCUCGUCAGUUUAUAACCAGACUAUUGAGAUUUUAAGGGAAGAUGAUCCACGAAAGUGUGCUUCAAAAGUCUAUACCAAGCAGGAAACAAAUUUGGAAAGGAACAAUGGAGGUAACAGAGAAAGAAGAGAUAUAAAUGAACUUUAUUUGACUGUCAUUUCUAGCUAG